AUGGGCAAGUCCAUGCUGAUGGACAUCUCUAGUCGAGUUAUCGCUCUAACACUGGCUGUGAUGCUUGUUGCAUCGGCGGCCAGCUGGGGUGGCGUUGCAGCACAAGGAGGAGGAAGAGGGUACGGGUACGGCGGUGGCGGUGGUGGUGGUGGUGGCGGGUACGGCGGUGGCGGAGGCGGUGGUGGGUACGGCGGCGGUGGUGGCGGGUACGGCGGCGGUGGGUACGGUGGAGGUGGAUACGGCAACGAUUACGAUCAGGGUCGGGGUCCGCAGGGGGGCGUGAGCCCGGGUGAGCUCAUCAUGGGGUACUACUCCAUGAGCUGCCCGUACGCGGAGGCGAUCGUCCGCAACGUGGUGGGCGACGCCCUCCACCGAGACCCCACCCUCGCCGCCUCCCUCCUCCGCCUCCACUUCCACGACUGCUUCGUCCGCGGCUGCGACGCUUCCGUGCUCCUAGACUCCACCGACGAGUCCAAGGCCGAGAAGGACGCCCUCACCAACAAGUCCCUCCGCGGCUUCGAGGUCAUCGACGCCGUCAAGGAGGCCCUCGAGGCGCAGUGCCCCGGCGCCGUCUCCUGCGCCGACGUCCUCGCCCUCGCCGCAAGGGACUCCGUCUCCAUGGCCGGCGGGCCCUACUACGACGUGCCCACGGGCAGGAAGGAUGGCUCGCUCUCCAUCGCCGCCGACACCUCCGCUCUCCCCGCCGCGACACUCACCGCCGACGAGCUCAUCAACGUCUUCGUCGGCACGCACGGCUUCACCGUGCCGGAGCUCGUCGCGCUCUCCGGAGGGCACACGCUCGGCCAGGCCCACUGCGCCAACUUCAAGAACCGCCUCGUCGCCAACGCCGUCGACCCCACCUUAGCGCCCGACAUGGCCGCGACGCUUGCCAGGACAUGCAGGAGCGGCGGAGAUGGCGCCACCGCCAAGCUUGAUAUGACGAGCAACGCCUUCGACACCGCGUACUUCAAGGGCUUGCAGAAGAGGCGGGGGCUGCUCUCUUCCGACCAGACGCUCAUCACGGGGUCGCAGGAGACGGCCAUGUACGUCAGCAUGUUCGCCGACAACUCCGACAUGUUCUUCGACACCUUCGUCCAGGGGAUGGCCAAGAUGGGACAGCUGGACCUCAACCCCAACGGCGACGUCAGGAUGAACUGCAGGGUCGUCAACAAGUAA
Messenger RNA from Lolium rigidum, 1176 nucleotides. Its product is annotated as peroxidase 47-like. Gene Ontology annotation, cellular component: plasmodesma; plant-type cell wall. Lineage: Eukaryota; Viridiplantae; Streptophyta; Magnoliopsida; Poales; Poaceae. Bases 1 to 1176 code for a protein of 391 amino acids. The transcript has a single exon. The record is from RefSeq and is a predicted model, not a curated record. Gene Ontology annotation, biological process: hydrogen peroxide catabolic process; response to oxidative stress. Gene Ontology annotation, molecular function: heme binding; peroxidase activity.